AGACCAUCAUGUUCCUCCACCAAAUCUUCUACCAGGGCCUGAAGGCCAGGAUAGCGAGCUGGCCCACACUGGUGCUGGCCGACCUCUUUGACAUUUUGCUGCCCAUGUUAAACAUCUACCAAGAGUUUGUGCGGAAUCAUCAGUACAGCCUGCAGAUCUUGGCCCACUGCAAACAGAACCGAGACUUUGACAAACUGCUGAAGCAGUACGAGAUGAAGCCCGACUGCGAGGAAAGAACGUUGGAGACUUUCCUAACUUACCCCAUGUUUCAGAUCCCUCGUUAUAUCCUGACCCUCCAUGAAUUACUGGCUCACACUCCUCAUGAGCAUGUGGAGAGAAAUAGCUUGGACUACGCCAAGUCCAAACUCGAAGAGCUUUCGAGAGUAAUGCACGACGAGGUGAGCGAGACAGAGAACAUUCGAAAAAAUCUGGCCAUUGAACGAAUGAUUGUGGAGGGAUGUGAAGUACUGCUGGACACCAGCCAGACCUUUGUCAGGCAAGGUAGGGUUGUUUUAUCACCACUCACUGGCAUGAUUUAUUUAUCCGUUCAUCCAUCCACACUGAUUUUAUAUUUUCAACCUAAACUGUGGUACACAUUAACCAACAAUCGGGAAAAAGUUGAGCAUUUUCCCUCCCUUGUGAUCAAAUUCAGCAAUGGCCUGAUGGACAGAUAUCUCUAA
Molecule: messenger RNA, 680 nt
Organism: Hippocampus comes (tiger tail seahorse)
Lineage: Eukaryota; Metazoa; Chordata; Actinopteri; Syngnathiformes; Syngnathidae
Product: ras-specific guanine nucleotide-releasing factor 1-like
Exons: 4
Coding region: 9-680 (223 amino acids)
Biological process (GO): intracellular signal transduction
Cellular component (GO): cytoplasm
Molecular function (GO): guanyl-nucleotide exchange factor activity
Source: RefSeq, a predicted model, not a curated record